This is a messenger RNA of Trematomus bernacchii (emerald rockcod), 3837 nucleotides long. RefSeq names its product 3-hydroxy-3-methylglutaryl-CoA reductase a (gene hmgcra). NCBI's taxonomy places the organism in Eukaryota, Metazoa, Chordata, Actinopteri, Perciformes, Nototheniidae. The record is from RefSeq and is a predicted model, not a curated record. Gene Ontology annotation, cellular component: peroxisomal membrane; endoplasmic reticulum membrane. Gene Ontology annotation, molecular function: protein binding; NADP binding; hydroxymethylglutaryl-CoA reductase (NADPH) activity. Gene Ontology annotation, biological process: coenzyme A metabolic process; isoprenoid biosynthetic process; sterol biosynthetic process. The transcript is spliced from 20 exons. Bases 129 to 2768 code for a protein of 879 amino acids.
CCAUCGGUCCUGUGAGCUGCAGGGGAGACGCUCACUCCGUGUGUCAGUGAGUCUGAGCGGCUGUCUGUGCUCCGGGGGUCUGGGCUGUCUCAACUAUCACUCUCCAACCACCGAAGCUCUGCUGCACCAUGCUGACCCGUCUGUUCCGUAUGCACGGCCUCCUGGUGGCCUCCCACCCCUGGGAGGUGAUCGUUGGCACAGUCACCCUCACUAUCUGUAUGAUGUCCAUGAACAUGUUCACUGGCAACGACCAAAUCUGUGGCUGGAACUUUGACUGCCCCAAAACAGAGGAGCAAAUCCUCAGCAGUGACAUCAUCAUCCUGACCAUCACACGCUGCAUCGCCAUCGUUUAUAUUUACUUCCAGUUCCAGAACUUGAGACAACUGGGGUCAAAAUAUAUUUUAGGCAUUGCUGGUCUUUUCACCAUAUUCUCCAGCUUCGUAUUCAGCACAGUGGUCAUUCACUUCCUGGAUAAAGAGCUCACGGGCCUCAAUGAGGCUUUGCCGUUCUUCCUGCUUCUCAUCGACCUCUCCAAAGCAUGUGCUCUCGCCAAGUUCGCCUUAAGCUCUAGUUCUCAGGAUGAGGUGAGGGAGAACAUUGCUCGUGGCAUGGCAGUACUGGGACCUACCUUCACUCUGGACGCCCUGGUGGAGUGUCUAGUGAUCGGAGUGGGAACUAUGUCAGGUGUGCGGCAGCUGGAAAUCAUGUGCUGCUUCGGCUGCAUGUCGGUCCUGGCCAACUACUUUGUGUUCAUGACUUUCUUCCCUGCGUGUGUCUCCCUGGUGCUGGAGUUGUCCCGUGACAGUCGGGAGGGACACCCGAUCUGGCAGCUGAGCCAAUUCUCCAGAGUGAUGGAGGAGGAGGAGGACCACAAACCCAACCCCGUCACGCAGAGGGUCAAAAUGAUCAUGUCUCUGGGCCUGGUGAUGGUUCACGCCCACAGCCGCUGGAUCGCUGAGCCCUUGUCCAUCCACACCUCAGGGGGCAUCCCUCAGGUGGGCAUGGAGCUGGACAGCCUCUCCCCCAGGAGGAUCGAGCCAGAGAAACCACUUUGGCACUUCUACCUCACCAGGAUGAUCACCAUGGACAUAGAGCAGGUGAUCUGCCUGGCUCUGGCCCUGCUGCUGGCCAUCAAGUACAUCUUCUUUGAGCAGGUCGAGAUGGAGUCUACGCUGUCACUGAAGAACCCCAUCACCAUGUCCGCCCCCAGCCCCCGGCGGCGCACUGAGAGCUGCUGCAGGACAGAGCCAUGCCCCCCCCGACCCCUCGCCCCCGCCCCGCCACCCGCCAACAAGGCAGAGAGAGAUGAAGUGAUCCGGCCCUUGUCUGCCCCGGCCGCCGACACCCAGCCUAAGAGCCACUUUGUGGUGGGGGGGGAAGAGGAGGAGCUCAAGGUUGAGAGCAAUCAGCCCAGCCUCCCCGAAAAACCCAGAGACCUUGACCAAUGUGUGGCCAUCCUCAACAACCCUGAGAUGGGGGCUCGUUUCCUGAGCGAUGCUGAGGUGAUGCAGCUGGUCAACUCCAAACACAUCCCUGCAUACAAACUGGAGGCCAUGAUGGAGAAACCGGAGAGAGGAGUGGCCAUACGCAGACAGAUGUUGUCCUCCAAACUGCCCUCUCCCUCUGCACUGUCCUCCCUGCCAUACACCCACUAUGACUACUCCAAGGUGAUAGGCACAUGCUGCGAGAACGUGAUUGGCUACAUGCCCGUACCUGUGGGCGUGGCUGGACCCCUGCAUCUGGAUGGGAAGCAGUUCCAGGUUCCAAUGGCAACCACAGAGGGUUGCUUGGUUGCCAGCACUAACCGUGGUUGUCGAGCAAUCGCUCUGGGAGGCGGAGCCAACUGUCGUAUCCUGGCCGACAGCAUGACGCGAGGACCCGUGGUGAGGCUGCCCUCUGCCUGCCAUGCUGCGGAGGUCAAGGCCUGGCUGGAGAGCACGGACGGCUUUCAGGCCAUCAAAGACGCCUUUGACAACACCAGCAGGUUUGCUCGGCUGCAGAAGCUGCUGGUCGGUCUGGCCGGGAGGAAUCUCUACAUCCGCUUCCAUUCCAAGACCGGGGAUGCAAUGGGGAUGAAUAUGAUCUCGAAGGGUACAGAGCAGGCUCUGAGCAUACUGCAGCAGCACUUCCCAGAUGUGCAGGUGAUAGCUGUGAGCGGGAACUACUGCACCGACAAGAAACCUGCUGCCAUCAACUGGAUCGAAGGCCGGGGCAAGUCUGCCGUCUGUGAGGCCACCAUCCCCGCUAAAGUGGUCAGAGAGGUGUUGAAAACAACAACAGCAGCUCUGGUGGAGGUGAACAUCAGUAAGAACCUGGUGGGCUCAGCCAUGGCCGGAAGCAUCGGAGGAUUCAACGCACACGCAUCCAACCUGGUGGCUGCCAUCUACAUAGCCUGUGGACAGGAUCCAGCCCAGUCAGUGGGCAGCAGUAAUUGCAUCACCCUGAUGGAGGCGUCAGGACCGACUGGGGAGGAUCUGUACAUCACCUGCACCAUGCCCUCCAUAGAGCUGGGGACUGUAGGGGGAGGAACCAGCCUGCCCCCCCAGCAAGCCUGCCUCCGGAUGCUGGGCGUGCAGGGCGCCAGUCUGGACUGUCCCGGGGAGAACGCGCGGCAGUUGGCGCGGGUAGUGUGUGCCACCGUGCUGGCUGGAGAGCUCUCACUGAUGUCUGCUCUCGCUGCAGGCCACCUGGUCAAGAGUCACAUGACACACAACAGAUCCAAAGUGAACCUACAGGAGCCAGGGACGUGCACAAAGAAAGCCUCCUGAGAGCCUCCUGCAUUGAGCCCAGGUCACAGGACAGAGCAGUAAAUAUGGACAAUAUGGAAGAGAACAAUUAUUCAUUAUUCAUCGAAUCAGAGCUCAGCUGUCUUUCAAGGGCUUUCAACGAAACACUGGAGUGUCUUUGGACCAAUCUCUAUGCUGGAUAUGAUGCUAAUCAGACUCUUCGGUGGAAAUAUUUCAUUUUCUGUAUCUGUGUGUGUUUAUGGGGCUGGCUUCUUUUAUUCCCACAUGUACAGUAAGAAUGCUGUCUAGCUGUUCUGCUUCAAAUGUUUCUGCUGUCCUGUUGCCAAAUGAAGCAGUGUGAAACAGACACAGGGAAUGUUUGUGACUGCUGAAUGUGCAUGGGAACACAUGACCAGACUGAAUAUAAUGAAUCAUACAGUGUCACAGUUUUCAGCCCAUACAGUUCUGUGAACCAUGCAGACAGAAUAACCAUAACAGACUCAAGAAGGAAUGAAUAAGGGAACAUAUGAAUAAUUAAUUAUCUGGAUCCAAGAGGCACUCUAAAAGUAUGAUUGCAAACCUCACUUAAGGCUGACUUCCUCUCACAACAGGUGGGGUCCCAAUCAAAGAAUCAUUUAAUCAUCAGCCCCUUCCUGUUGGGAUCAUACAUUCUAAUUACCAUAAGGAAACAAAUUCUCAACCCACCCGCAGUGCAUUUCCUGUCACAAAAAAAGGACUGAAGAACAGUGUUCUUAUGUGUGAUGCAAACCAUCGCAUCAGGGGUGUCCAAACUAGUUUUAGCUGAGGGCCACAUACAGAAAAAUAUAAAAAAAGUACAUUUAUAAGAAAUGACUGAAUUUAUUUGAAAAGGAAAAAAAGUUGGCCCCCGGGUCAUAGUUUGGACACCCCUGAUCUACAGAAAGUGACAGACUCUUCCAUUCGGUUGCAUUUUGAAGUGCAUUAGCAUGCAGCGCUGAUGCUUCAGAGGGUAAUGUAUGCAGCUGUGGAGCGGGUUAAAUGAAUGCAGUUAUAGUGAGUCUCCUGUGAAAGCAGUGGAAGGCAAACAUUUUGGAUAUAUUUUGUAAUAAAUACAAAAGGACUUAAACAACGA